AUGGCAGGCCUAGCGAAGGCCAUGGCAGCCAUUCAACAGAUGGAAGCAAAAGCCACCUCGAACAAGAAGAACUUCCGGCUCAUAGCCGACCCGUGCAUCAGUGUCGAAUCCUUGAAGCGGCCACUCCGUAACUAUCUAGAGUUUCACAAGAGCAGCGACAUGUGGUCGCUGGUGUGUCCGCCACCUGGCGGACCCCUCACCUUUACGUGGCACACGCCACCGAACGGAAGUUGGCUUUCGAAGUGCAUUGGACUGCUGUACGACCUCCUAGAAGUAGCUCCAAAUUCGAAGCUUCAAUCUGUGAAGCUGCUUCGGGCCUUGAAGUCUCUUGUCGAGGACAAGACCAUGAGCAUCUGUACUCGCAAGAUGACAGAGUCUGAUGUCUUGGACCGGAUAGACCUCAGCAUUCGGCUGCUCCUCUCGCACCUCCGGCAGCUCAAGCAGAACCUCUCCUUGAAGCUAAAAGUUCUUCGUAUGUGCACAGACGACGAGAAGAUGAAGAAGAUCAAUCUCACGUUGGACAAGCUGGAGCUGCCGAUGGAGCUUCUUGUUGGUGAUGCGAAGCCCUUGUUGGAAGAAGGGGAAGCGGAUGGUGAAGAGGAAAACGCAAGCCCAGUCAGGCCAUGCACGACCAUGGUGGUGUAUGAGCCGCAGCCCGCCUUCGUCAGCCCAUUGCCACAGAUUUUCGCCAAGAGCAACCAGGGCACUGGCAGGCAGGAUCACAAAAAAACUUCCGAGGACGAGUGUGUGGCAAAAGGCAAGGCCAAAGCAAAGGUCUUGAAACCCAAGGCCUGCAGUCCCAAGGCCAAGGCCGGCAGUUCCAAGUCCUGCAAGUCCAAGGCCAAAGCCAAGACUUGCAAGCCGAAGGCCAAAAGCUCCCAGCCCGACAUCGCGAAGCCUGGAGACUCCAAGACCCAAACCCAGGCCUCCAAGCCCGAAGCCUCGAAGACCUCCAAGAACGAGCUGGACAUCCUUGCAGCAGCCAUGAAUUUGGUGCCCGACGUUGCCUUGGCGAAGAAGAAGGCGAAGAACGAGAAGAAGCAGCCGAAGAUCGAAAAGAAGACCGACAAGAAAGAUGCAGUGACCAAGAAGAAUGUCCCAAAAAAAGAAGAGCCCAAGAAGCCCAAGGCUGAGAUGACAGAUGCGAAGAUGCCGAAGGCCAAGAAGUUGAAGAAGGAAGGCCCCGAGGUCGCAGCGAGCGAUGUGCCUUUCCCCAAGCUUCCCGUGAAUUAUGUGUUCGAAGCUACCACGUAUGGCGAGUGCAAAGUCGAGUUUUACAAGCAGAAGAGUUACAUCCGGAACUACGAUGCAAUGGGCAAGAAGAGCAGCAUCAUCAGCAGCUGCCACCCCAAGCACCACACCAUUUGUGAGCAGCUUGUGCCACAUGUAAAGGAAGGGAAAUCCUUGCUGGAGCUUUACCAGUGUAGGAUCGACAUUGCAGUGCGAUCAUGUCUGGAGCGGCUCGGUGUCAACAACUGCUUGGACAUCCAGCUGGUCCGUGACAAGUACUGGGUUGAGGGCCGAAAGCGUUCGGAGCACCAGGAGGAUGCCGGCUAUGCCAUCGCCCAGCUCGACCAGGUGUUCCUGCCGGAGAUCUGCAGUGGCAAAGUUCUUGCAGCUUCGUGGGCGGAGGACCCCAAGCCGAAGGUGUCGGCAGAAGCUGGGCCUGGAGUGCCGUCAGCUGCCCCUUGGAUCAACGUGCCGCUGCCACCACCCCCGGUGUUGCCGUCCUGGCCGGCUUUUCCGCCGCCGCCACCACAGCUGGAUGAGGAUGUGGAGGAUGUGGUGCACUUCGUGCCUUGGUUCCUUCACAGUGAGAAUGUUUUCUUGAGUUCUGGUGGACCAACAGAUCCCUACGAGAUUAUCCCCAUGGAGGGCGAGGACGAGAGCAAGGAGGUCGAGGGCGAGGCCACCAAGCAUCUUACCUGCGAGAUCGAGAAACUCCGUGCUGCUGGGCUAGAAGAGGAGCAGGACGACGACGAGGAGCCCAACGAUGAGGCCCAGCAGGACGACGAGGCCGAGAAGGACAAGGCCAACGAAGACGGCAGCCAGUCGGAGGAGGAGGAGGAGGGAGAGCAGGCCCUCUUCGAGCUCGCGAAGCAGGCGAGGCAGCAGGCGGAGCAGACGGAGCAGGCGAAGCAGGAGCAGGCGAAGCAGGCGGCGACGAAGCUCCAGCUCUUCGAGCCGGCAAUGCCUGUGCCGACGGAUGUCGAAGUCGAGGAAGUCCCACCACAGCCUCGGAAGAAACCAGCCGCCAAAGCAGCGAAGACCGAUGUCGAUGCCGAGGAAGACCCACAGCCUCAGAAGAAACCAGCCGCCAAAGAGCCAGCAGCGAAGACCACGGCGAAGCCCAAGAAGAAUGCGGAGGCAAAGAUGAAGGACAAGGUCCAGCCCAAACAGAUAGCCAAGGCCAAAGCAAAGAACCUGGUUCUCAAGAAGCCCUCUGCAGCUCCACAAAGCCAGAAGCGAACAGCCGACGACGACAAGGGCAAGGGUACCUCUGAGAAGAGCAAGAACAAGGGUACCUCUGACAAGAGCAAGAGUACCUCUGACAAGAAGAGCAAGGUGAUUUCCUCAUGGGCCACACCCUUGUUUGCCGAGAAGGAAGAUGCCGAGGAAGAGGGCGGCGAAGAGGAGGAGGCAGAGGUCGACGAAGAGAUCGAUGUGUUCAACACGGACCCCGAGACCCAGACGAAGAAAGACCGAGCGAAAGAUUUUAAAUUUAAGCAGAUGUACCAGAACAACCAGUUGCCCGACUGGCUCGCGGCAAAAUACCGCGAAACGCUCUCCAUGAAGGUGGGGCGUGUGGAGCAGCAGCGAAAGCUCGUGAACAUGUGCCUCGAUCGCACAAAGGAUCAGAAGCUGGUCGUGAACCUGAACAAGCCGAUGUUCAAGGAGAUGCAAGAGACCUGGACGAAGAUCCAGUCCAAGAAAGCAACAAAGACCUUAUCCAAAACACUCUUCUGUGGUAAGUUCAACCUCACAGAGGAUGCUUUCCAAGCCGGGCUCCAGGCGGGAGAGUUUUACGAAGUGACCGACGAGAAUGGCACGUGCAAGUACGGGUGGGAUACGGCCGAGCACAGUGAGACAAAAGCCAAGAAGGCUGCCAGUGUAACCGAGACAGCCGGCAAAAUUAGCAAGGAGCAGCAGGGCUUGGUGGCAGCUGUUGCCGACAAGUGGAGCAUCGGGUUGUUUCGGAAGGCCAGCAGUUCCCCCAAGGCCACAGCCUCCAGCAGCAGCGAGAAGAAGGUGCCCUUGGCUAUCAUGGACCAGCAGCCCCAGUCUCUCUCGUCGAAGGAUUGGGAGAUGGCCAAGCAGCAACUGCACAUGGCGCAGAAAGCCUUCGAGCAGAUCAAGAACUCGGCACAGAAGCUGCUGACAGGAUUGACCAAGGAGGACAAGUUUUACGAUCAGGCGGCCACGAGCGAGAAGGUCAAGAUUGAUCACAUCCAUACAUGGCAGGAGCUACCGGAUGGCUCAGAGAUCACGACCCUGAAGUACGAUGAAAUGAUGCUGGAGUUUGGCACAAAGGCCGAGCAACUUGAAGAGCAAUUCGCUGCUGUCAAGGCACAGCACUCUGUCGUCAGUGCUCGCAAAGCCUAG
Molecule: messenger RNA, 3603 nt
Organism: Symbiodinium natans
Lineage: Eukaryota; Dinophyceae; Suessiales; Symbiodiniaceae
Source: the annotation of a GenBank genome assembly